This is a messenger RNA of Nilaparvata lugens (brown planthopper), 3346 nucleotides long. RefSeq names its product dolichyl-diphosphooligosaccharide--protein glycosyltransferase subunit STT3B (gene Stt3B). NCBI's taxonomy places the organism in Eukaryota, Metazoa, Arthropoda, Insecta, Hemiptera, Delphacidae. The transcript is spliced from 14 exons. Gene Ontology annotation, cellular component: membrane. Bases 156 to 2474 code for a protein of 772 amino acids. Gene Ontology annotation, biological process: post-translational protein modification. Gene Ontology annotation, molecular function: dolichyl-diphosphooligosaccharide-protein glycotransferase activity. The record is from RefSeq and is a predicted model, not a curated record.
UAGGUGACGUAGCCAUUGUGUUGUGUUGGCGAUUCUGAUUCUCGUGUCAGUUCUAGGUUUGCCGGUGAAGAAAGACAACGUCAAUGUGAUUUCUGUAGUUUAAUUUUUAUUAAAUUCGAACUAUUUUCUUAUAGCUACCGUUUUUGUUAGUUAUAAUGAAAACAACAGUGUCCAAUCCCUCAGGAUGGAAAAGUUUAAUUACAUUUACAGUCCUACUCCUCGCUUGGUUAUCAGGUUUCUCUUCACGAUUAUUUGCUGUGAUUAGGUUUGAAAGCAUAAUUCAUGAAUUCGAUCCAUGGUUCAACUACAGAGCGACGGCGUACAUGGUGCAGCAUGGCUUCUAUCAGUUCCUGAACUGGUUCGAUGAGCGCGCCUGGUACCCGCUGGGCCGCAUUGUCGGUGGCACCGUCUACCCGGGGCUUAUGAUCACCUCGGGAGGCAUCCACUACGUGCUGCAUGCGCUCAACAUUCCUGUCCACAUCCGCGACAUCUGCGUCUUCCUAGCGCCCGUUUUCAGUGGACUGACAGCGAUCUCGACCUACCUGCUGACAAAGGAGCUGUGGUCGGGAGGUGCCGGUCUGUUCGCCGCCUGCUUCAUCGCCAUCGUGCCCGGCUACAUCAGUCGCUCGGUCGCCGGCAGCUACGACAACGAGGGCAUAGCUAUAUUCGCGCUACAGUACACAUACUAUCUAUGGGUGAAAUCAGUGAAGACUGGUUCAAUAUUUUGGGCCUGCCUUACAGCGCUCUCCUAUUUUUAUAUGGUGUCGGCAUGGGGUGGGUACGUGUUCAUAAUCAACCUGAUCCCUCUGCACGUGUUUGUGCUGCUGCUGAUGGGCCGAUACUCGAACCGGUUGUUCACCAGCUACACCACCUUCUACAUUCUCGGCCUGCUAUUCAGCAUGCAGAUUCCUUUCGUCGGCUUCCAGCCAAUCAGAACAAGCGAGCAUAUGGCUGCUUCAGGAGUGUUUGCGUUAGUGCUGGUUGUGGCGGUGCUGAAAUACAUGCAGAAUGUUCUGUCGAAAGCUGAGUUCAAGUAUUUCUUCACAAUUGCGGCGGUCAGUGCAGCUGCAUUCGUGUUCCUAACGGUUGUCAUCCUCACCUAUCUAGGAUUUAUUGCUCCUUGGAGUGGAAGAUUCUACUCAUUGUGGGACACAGGCUAUGCCAAGAUUCACAUUCCAAUAAUUGCGUCCGUCUCAGAGCAUCAACCGACCACCUGGUUCUCCUUCUUCUUUGAUCUGCACAUCUUAGUCACAACAUUCCCCGUUGGCCUGUGGUACUGUAUUAAGGAUAUCAACGACGAACGAGUGUUUGUUGUUUUGUACGCGAUCAGCGCAGUGUACUUUGCGGGUGUGAUGGUGCGACUGAUGCUGACUCUGACGCCUGUCGUGUGUAUGCUGGCCGGUGUCGCAUUCUCGCGCCUCUUCGAGCUGUUUCUCAAGGAGGAGGACAGCCCCGCCUCCUCCUCUGUCUCGCCAGACAGUGACAGCGACAACGAAGCCAACGGCGACCACAAGAGUCGCAGCAUGUAUGACAAGGCUGGUAAGCUUCGCAAGAUGAAGCACGAGCAGCAGCGGGAGAGCGGCGAGGGUUUGGGUAUGAACAUCCGCACCAUUGUGAUAGUUGCCGUGAUGAUGAUGCUGAUGAUGUUCGCCGUGCACUGCACCUGGGUCACCAGCAACUCCUACUCCAGUCCCAGCAUUGUGCUCGCCUCCUAUGGCCAAGACGGGUCGCGGCAGAUUCUGGAUGACUUCAGAGAAGCCUACCACUGGUUGUCACACAACACGGACAGCGAUGCGCGCGUCAUGAGCUGGUGGGACUACGGCUAUCAGAUAGCCGGCAUGGCCAACCGCACCACACUCGUCGACAAUAAUACCUGGAACAACAGUCACAUUGCCUUGGUUGGCAAAGCCAUGUCAUCGAGAGAAGAAGACGCUUACAAGAUAAUGGUGUCGCUGGACGUGGACUACGUGCUGGUGAUCUUUGGCGGGGUGAUCGGCUACUCGGGAGACGACAUCAACAAGUUCCUGUGGAUGGUGCGCAUCGCCGAGGGCGAACACCCCAAGGACAUUCACGAGAGCGACUACUUCUCCGAGCGGGGCGAGUUCCGUGUGGACGCCGAGGGCUCGCAAACCCUACUCAACUGCCUUAUGUACAAACUGUGCUAUUACCGAUUCGCUGAAUUGAAGUUGGAUUAUAGAAGCCCUGCCGGAUUUGAUAGAGUCCGAAACGUUAUCAUUGGCAACAAGAAUUUCGAUUUGAAAUACCUGGAAGAAGCGUAUACGACAGAGCAUUGGCUUGUUCGUAUUUACAGGGUGAAGAAAGAGUCUGAAUUCAACCGGCCACGAAUCCCAGUUGCAGAUAGAUCGAUAAGGAUCGCAGACUUGAUUUCCAAAAAAGCGAGUAAGAGGAAGAAAGGACUGAUCAAGUCGAAGCCAACAGUAGUGAAAGGAAAGAAACCGGCGGCCAAGUUAUAGUGUGGGGGGGAGGUCCGAGGGGGACUCAUCACCUGUGCCUAAACAAAGUGCGUGAGAAGUGAGAGAGUCUGAUGGUGGGAGAGAGACGAGCAACCUACCGUAAUCAUCCAAAGCAGAGAAGUGGGUAAACGGGCUUUCCAAGUAUUGUUUGUGAAAUUUUACCGUCGAUAUAUUUGUUGCUCAGUAGUUGAUGAACUAUACAGUUGGGUUCUCUUUCCUUGUGUAGGACAUGGAUUCGUGGAAAGUGCACUGUUACAACUUGACUUGUACAAAGGGAACUUUUCGUUAUUUUUUCUGUUGUAAAAAAUAUAUUGUCAACGUAGAACUAAUUUUGACAAAAAAUUACUGCCUUUUUGUUGUUUCUAUAAAGUUUUGUUCCAUCACUGUAUCUGGUUUGUUAAUAUUUAAAUUAUAGUCAAUUACUUAGAUUUUACGCUGUUGCUACUUUCAUUAUCAAUUUGUGCAUUUUAUCUCUAAACGCCAACGGUCGAACAACAAUUGAAAUGUUUCAUGUACGUACCAACCAACAUAUUGAACUAUGAUUCACAAUAAAUUUUCAUCAUUCUUGAACUAAUCCAAGAAUGUUCAUUUUUAGUAGUUUGUAAGUUGGGUGAUAUAAGUAGAAAUUGAAAUUCAAAAGCUAUUAAAUUUUUCCAAAUUAUGUAAGCAUUAGACAUUCUGUAAUUAUUGCAGUUACAGAUAUCUGAUUAUUUUCCAUGUAUAAGUUUCUAAAAUAGAAUAUUAUUAGAAAUUGUACUGUACUUACAUUCUUGAACCGAUAGUUAUCAUUUAUAUAAAAGACUAUUAUAAACAAUGCUCUGUUUUUAAAUAAUGUCCAAUUCUGAAUAAACAUGCAACAUUUUUAAACCGAA